Lottia gigantea (owl limpet) is the source of this 765-nucleotide messenger RNA. RefSeq lists its product as hypothetical. The record is from RefSeq and is a predicted model, not a curated record. The transcript has 10 exons. Gene Ontology annotation, biological process: Ras protein signal transduction. Gene Ontology annotation, cellular component: plasma membrane. Lineage: Eukaryota; Metazoa; Mollusca; Gastropoda; Lottiidae. Gene Ontology annotation, molecular function: GDP binding; GTPase activity; GTP binding. The coding region runs from base 172 to 765 and encodes 197 amino acids.
CUUCGUGCGCAAUGAGGUCACUCAGACAAGCAUUUCACAAACGUUAUUGACACUCAUGACAUCAUUAUAGACAAAAUAUUUUGUGUAUGUAUGUUUUAAAGGUUUAGAAGGAGACCGGAAGAUAGCUGUGUGACGGAACAGGAUUUUUUAUUUUGUUGUGUUUUGAGCCAAAUGACAGAGUAUAAAUUGGUCGUGGUAGGAGCUGGUGGUGUAGGUAAAAGUGCCUUAACCAUUCAGUUAAUCCAAAAUCAUUUUGUAGAAGAAUAUGACCCUACAAUAGAGGAUUCCUAUCGAAAACAAGUUGUUAUAGAUGCUGAAACAUGUUUAUUAGAUAUCCUAGACACAGCAGGUCAAGAAGAGUAUAGUGCUAUGAGAGACCAGUAUAUGCGGACAGGAGAAGGUUUUUUAUGUGUGUUUGCUGUCAAUGUGGCCAAAUCAUUUGAAGAUAUCAAUACAUAUAGAGAACAGAUAAAAAGAGUGAAAGAUGCAGAUGAAGUUCCUAUGGUCUUGGUUGGUAAUAAAGUAGAUCUACAAACACGUAAUGUAGAUCCUGUACAAGCUAAACAAGUAGCUGAUAGUUAUGGUAUACCUUAUGUUGAAACAUCAGCUAAAACACGACAAGGUGUUGACCAUGCAUUUUAUACUUUAGUUCGUGAAAUUAGACAAUAUUCGGCAACAAAAAUCAGCAACCAAGAGUACAUAUUUUCUUCUGACUUUGAUACCAAACAUAGAUCAUUUCUUUUGAAGUGUACACUACGUAGGUAA